AUGACGACUCCCGCCCUCCGAGCAGCAGGCAUAAAGGAGCGAGCUCCCCCGUCGCAGCGGCCUGGCGCAGGACAGUCGUCGGUCUUGGAGGCUGCCGAGCAUCGCGAGACGGCACGAGAAGCUGUGCGGAAAUCUCUGGUCAUGCUCAAGAAUGGUGCCAAAGGAGCGACAGGCAAACCUAUACCUCUGUCCACGACGGGCAAGUAUCUUGUCGCUGGGAGGUGUGCAGACAAUAUCGGCCUGCAGAAUGGGGGAUGGACGAAAGACUGGUAAGUGCGUGGCCCUUAACAUCAUCACACACAGCUCUCUAUGGGCCAUUCGGCCGGCUAAUCAGUCCUACACUCAUCGCUCUCAUAGGCAAGGCAGUGCCAGCUACCCGAACCACCUUUUCGGGAGCAAGAGUGAAUCGAUCUACGAAGGCAUCAAGAAGGCUACGGAGAGGGGCGGGUCGGCAACCCUGUACCAGAGCGAUGGAGAAAUUCCAGACCUCAGCAGCUACGAUGGCGUCAUCUUCUGCACGGGAGAAGACCCAUAUGCAGGCAACAGAACAAACACCUUCGCAUGAAUCGUGCUUAUGGUUCCCAUCAUAUUUGCUAAUGCCAACCAGAGUAUUUUGGUGACCGUCAGUGGCCGGCUUCCAUGCAUUUUACUGAGACGCAGCUCCUCAAUAAGGUCCGGAGUAAGUACCCGUCUUUGACCAUCGUGACCAUCUUGUGCUCGGGCCGCCCGCUCUACAUGAAUGAAGAGAUGAAUCUGAGCGAUGCCUUCAUCGCGGCGUGGCUACCUGGGACACAAGGUGGCGGGGUGGCAGACGUGCUCUUCGGGAAGAGCGACUUUGUGGGCAAGUUGUCAUUUCAGUGGGCGCUGAAUCCCUGCAUGACCAUGCAGUACAACGGCACCCAUGGUGACGACCCGCUCUUCAGCAACAUGAUGCUGCCAAUCGGGUACGGGCUGGCGUACUCCGAUGACUCGCUGAUGCCAACCCUCAAAGUUGACCACUUGCAAGUAAGACGGACGGAAAGUGCACACAAAUUCACAUAUCCGACUUCUGUACCCUGGCUGUGUGCGACCAGUGCGGUCAGGAAAGAAGGCAGGAUACACCAAAUCUCGCCAGGGCCGCAGACAGUCCGAAAGGCCCUUUCAGCAUUCAUUGA
This is a messenger RNA of Vitrella brassicaformis, 1154 nucleotides long. The record is from the annotation of a GenBank genome assembly. Lineage: Eukaryota; Vitrellaceae.